GGGAUGGCUGUGUGAAUGCUGAAAGUCCCUGAUGGUGUUGUCUGCAAGUCUCAGAUAGCACUCCUGGAAGGGGACACGCGGUUCCCAGUGGGAACCUGGAGUUGGAGGUGGGCAGCAUGUCCCCAGGUCUUACCCUUCUUCAUACAGCUGGCACUUGGGGUCCUUCAGGGAUGGAGGGCACAGCACAGCCAUCUCACUGAGCCACGCUCUCUGUCUCCCCACCAGGCAUACCUACGCGCGGUGGACGUGAAGAUCCUACAGCAGCUGGUGGCAGUCAAUGAGGGCAUCGAGGCAGUGAAAUGGCUGCUGGAGGAGAAGAGCACACUGACCAGCCGCUGCAGCAGCCUGGCCAGCAGCCAGUACAGCCUGGCGGGCAGCCAGACGGCCUCACGGCGGGGCAGCUGGGACAGCCUGCAGGAUCCCCCCGACAAGCUGGACAGCAUCUCCAUCGGCAGCUAUCUGGAUACGUUGGCUGACGACAUGGAUGAGUAUUCCCAAAAUGCCACCGAGCUCCCCAGAGCGCUGGGAAAGGCUGAGCAGGACUGGGGCAGGCUGGACCCCGAGAGGGGUUUCACGAAGCAGGAGAAGGGCAGAGCAGAGCAUGAGUGGCACCACACAGACCUCAGCCCGAAUCGGAGCUGCCCAGACCUGCAGCGCUUUGCUAAGGAGCCCCAUGUGGCCAAUGGCUACUCGGGCAAAGAGCCCAAAUCGGGGCCUGGGGAAAGGCUGGAGAAGGGGAAUGUGGGUGGGAAGGUUCAGAAAGCUGAGGCCAACUUGGAGAACUGCAAACUCAACAGCGAACUGCAUCUGGAGUACGAUGCCCACUGGCUCUGGCUGCAGUCCCAGGACGAUGUGACGUUCUUGUAGCCCGUGGCUCUGUGCUCCCCGCACUGCCCGCUCUGCUUCAUUGGACUCUGCUCAGGAUUGUGGUGUGGUUGGGAAUGGGAGCCACUCCUACACAUCCCAUUUGGUGGCACCAGCAUGUGCAGUGCGAGCCAUGGGGCAGGGCCAUGGGCUGGGCAUCCCAACUCAGCACUUCCGUUGUAUUUUUCCAAGCAGUGCCCACCAAGGGUAAAUGGAACUGGGAGGAGCUGGGGCUCGGUUGGUGGUCAGUGUUGAAAGCCCUUCCUGGAGGUGAAGGUGGUUGAGAUGCCUCUGUGAAGCCACUCAGUGGGACAUGGAGCUCUAAGUUCCCUGGGUUUGUUUGAGGACUGUCCCACCAUGUGACCAAGCCUUGUAUGGUGGAGUGGCCCAAGACAUGUGGCUCCUCUGCUGGUGUGGAUCUGCAGCCUGGAGAUGUCCUGUGUGCCCUCUGAGCCUUGGCUUCCCACUGUGCCUUUGACUGCCUGCCCCCUCUGUACCCAGCACCCCCAGCUUGCAGAGCAUGGCUUGCACUGAGCUGUACACUCACUUGGGCAGCAUCUAUGCCCUUCUUGAGAUGUUGCAGGAAGGACAGUGGCAUUCCACAGCUUCAAGGAAGGGUUCUUCCACACACAUGGAGAGCUGAAUCCUGGCUCUGCCCUUGUUGGAGUGGUGGAAUUUGGUUCAUCAUCCCUGGAGCUAGUGGGAAACCAAUUCCUUCCUGGAGCAGCUGCAAGGUGAGAUGGACGUGGCCAGGAGGGCGAUUGGGUGCACCUUGGCUGCACAUGCACUUCCCUGCAUUAGUGGGCAAGAGCAGGACAGUGUCCAAAUCAUGGGAGGUAGCAUCUGCUGAAGAGUUGGGAGCAUCCCAAAUCCGCCCCAUCCCAUCUGCCUGCCAGCAGCUCAUGGCUCUAUGCAUGGCCACCAUGACCCCAAGGCUUCGCUUCUAGCUCUGCAUGAGAGUCCCCAGGGGGAUAGGGUAAGUCCUCCAGUGCUGCUAAAAUUGCUGUUGGCAACAAUCGCUGUGGCUUAAUAAAUGGUAACUUUUCUCCAAG
Molecule: messenger RNA, 1916 nt
Organism: Meleagris gallopavo (turkey)
Lineage: Eukaryota; Metazoa; Chordata; Aves; Galliformes; Phasianidae
Source: RefSeq, a predicted model, not a curated record